Molecule: messenger RNA, 2085 nt
Organism: Dioscorea cayenensis subsp. rotundata (Guinea yam)
Lineage: Eukaryota; Viridiplantae; Streptophyta; Magnoliopsida; Dioscoreales; Dioscoreaceae
Product: probable ribosomal RNA small subunit methyltransferase B
Exons: 18
Coding region: 27-1661 (544 amino acids)
Biological process (GO): rRNA processing; regulation of DNA-templated transcription; RNA methylation
Molecular function (GO): RNA binding; rRNA methyltransferase activity
Source: RefSeq, a predicted model, not a curated record
UCUAUCUUUCUCUCGAAAGAGAGAAAAUGGCGAUCUCUUUCGCCUCCUCCUCCUCUUCCCCUUUCUCCACUUUAUCACUAUCAAGGAAGCCUCUUCCUUUCUCUUGUUCUCUCCCAAAAUCGCCAAUCAAAACCAAGAAAUUCAAUGCUAGGAUCAUUGCAUUUGCAUACAAAGCUGCAGGGUUGAAAUCGAAGCAGAAGAUUCAGAAGAUUAACGAAGAGGUUUCCCCACACCGAGCUGUGUCUGCUGUGAGGUUGUUGAGGAUUGAGCAGGGCGGGGCGUUUGCUGACUUGUUGAGUGAAAAGGGGCGGGGCGCAGCGGAGAAUGAGAUGGCCUAUGUUGAACGGACGCUUGGGUUUCGCACGAGGGAUUUGGAAGAUAGAGAUCUUAGGCUUGUGACAGACAUUGUUGGAGGAGCUGUUCGCUGGAGGCGCCUUCUUGAUCAUCUUAUUUUAUCUCUAUGUCAUGAAGAGCGGACAUUUAGAGAGAUGGAACCACUUCUGUUGCAGAUUCUUCGAAUUGGGUUUUUUGAGAUAGUAAAGCUAGCCAUGCCUCCAUAUGCCGUUGUUGAUGAGAAUGUUAGGCUUGCUAAAGUUGCUCUAAGGCCUGGUGCUGGAAACAUGGUGAAUGGAAUUUUACGUAAAUUAGUUUUGCUUAAGGAAACCAAUUCACUUCCACUCCCUAAAAUAGAAGGUGAUGCCCGUGCUCAAGCCCGAGCUCUUGCUGUUAUUCAUUCUCAUCCAGUUUGGAUGGUUAGAAGAUGGACAAAUUUUCUUGGCCAAGAAGAAGCCAUAAAACUAAUGAAUUGGAAUAAUGGUGAUCCAAGAUUUUGCCUCAGAGUAAACACUAGUAGAGGAUAUACAAGGACUGAUCUUGUAGAAAAAUUGGAAAUGUUGAAGGUUCCACAUGAGCCCUCUCCAUGUAUGGAUGAUUUUGUCCGUGUACAAACCGGGUUGCAGACAGUUAUACAAGCUGGGUUACUGAGAGAAGGUGUUUGCUCUGUUCAGGAUGAGAGUGCAGGCUUGGUGGUUUCUGUGGUGGAUCCACAGCCAGGGGAGACUAUAGUAGAUUGUUGUGCUGCACCUGGUGGGAAAACUCUUUACAUGGCAUCACGUCUAAGAGGCCAAGGUAUGGUCGUAGCAAUUGAUUUAAAUAAAGGACGCUUGCGAAUUCUAAAAGAAACUUCCAAGUUACAUAAUUUGGAUGGUGUUAUCACUGCUAUCCAUUCUGACCUGCGGCUAUAUUCUGAGAAAACUAAUUUAAAGUUUGAUAAAGUUCUAUUGGAUGCUCCUUGUUCUGGACUUGGUGUUCUUUCCAAGAGAGCAGAUUUGCGAUGGAAUAGAAGCUUAGAAGACUUGGAGCAAUUGAUGGAUUUACAGGAUGAACUUCUACAUGCAGCUUCACGGUUGGUGAAGCCGGGUGGCAUUCUAGUCUACAGUACCUGUUCCAUUGAUCCCGAAGAAAAUGAAGAGAGGAUUGUUACGUUUCUUCGCAGACAUCCGGAAUUUGCCAUAGAUCCUGUUGACCGAUAUGUUCCUCCAGACUUCACAACAAAGGAAGGCUUUUAUCGUUCAAACCCGGUCAAACAUUCAAUCGAUGGAUCUUUUGCAGCUCGCCUGGUUCGGUCCUUGAACCAGGAAAACCCAGCAACCAAAAAGUAAUUCAAACUUCACAUUGACACUAAAAUACAUCAAAGGCUAUGAAAAUCCAUGCAUAUUAAUAUGCAGAAGCAGAUAUCAGGAAUGAUUGAAUAUGGUGAUCAUGGCAUACACUGAGAGUUUCUGAACAUGAAGUUCAUCUGUUCAAUCAUGGCCUUGUACUGCAAUAAGUUGAUGGAAUAAUAGAGAUUUCAUGAGGCUAAUGUUCACUGGCUACAAAACUUGCAGUUAAAUUAACUGUUGCAAUGAUGUUUUCAGUUUUUAUGUUUUUGUUUUCUGUGAUUGUAUCUCAAAAAAUUACUACUUUUGAGCCAUUGACUCUGUUGUCUCUGGUGUAGUGUCAGAUUGCUCUUGUAUAUACAAAUGUAUGACUUGUAAUUUAUUAUUACAAUUUUAUUUUGGAUGGCAUUAGGGAUGCAAGUGGACC